Notothenia coriiceps (black rockcod) is the source of this 1623-nucleotide messenger RNA. It is a transcript of the gene trmo, whose product is annotated as tRNA methyltransferase O. The coding region runs from base 91 to 1431 and encodes 446 amino acids. The transcript is spliced from 6 exons. The record is from RefSeq and is a predicted model, not a curated record. Lineage: Eukaryota; Metazoa; Chordata; Actinopteri; Perciformes; Nototheniidae.
CCACGUGUUUCUUCAGUGUGUAUGUCAGGCAGCUAGCUUGAAGCUAACAUAAUCAUUACUGUGUUUUUUUUCAUCCAUUAUAUCAAAAAGAUGAGUCCUCGGUGUGACUGCUGCGGCGAGCACGUUGAAAAACUGAACCAGCAAAUAACAGUGAUGAGAAAAGAGAUAAAGAACUUGAGGCAGAUAUUGGACGGUGCAGGUAGAGCUCAUCGGAAACACAUGACAUCCAUUCGGUCUGCUGUGGCAAAUAUUGGCCUCCGUGAACCUGAUAAAGAGCAGGCACCUCCACCGCCUUUAGCUGCACCACAGGCAUUAGAGCAAGGAAACAUCCAGACUGUCCCCAUUGGUUACAUCAGUUCCUGUUUCGCUGUGAAGAAUGGUACACCCAGACAGCCCACCAUCUGUGGCCCCUCAAGGGCCGAACUGCGCAUCCAGCAGAGUAUCUUCAAUAACCCUGAGCACGCUCUGGUGGGCCUGGAGCAAUACUCCCAUGUCUGGAUCAUCUUUCUCUUUCACAAAAAUGGGCACUUGAAUUACAAAGCCAAAGUGAAGCCUCCCAGACUGAACGGUCAGAGAGUUGGUGUGUACUCGACACGCAGUCCGCACCGACCAAAUGCCUUGGGCCUAACUCUAGCUAGACUUGAUAAAAUUGACGGGGACACCGUACAUCUGUCAGACAUUGACAUGAUUGCUGGCACCCCAGUCCUGGACAUCAAACCAUACAUCCCAGACUACGACUCCCCCCACUCAAGGCUGGACAAAGAGCAUUGUGAUCCAAUCACAGACCAAAAAACAGAUGCUCAAUCAGACCUAGAAAGUGACAAAAAUGACGACGAAGCCUUAGUAAGUCUCCUCUCCAAAGACAAACCUGAAGCUGGUAUUCCCGUCCGAGAUUCCUCUCAGUCAGUAAGUGCUCAGUUGCCCCUUCACAAAAACAUCCACCAAAUGCUAGAUGAGGUCAGGGCUUAUGUGACCCAAGGGGAACUCCAGCUGAGUUGUGCAAGUGAGGAUCAAGUUUCAGACUCUCCCAAAACGAAAGCACCAGAGUGUAAUGUGGACUACCCCUGCUAUGGAGAGAAGGCCUACAUUACCAUCGCUGGCUGGAUCAGAGAGCCUCCUGUCAGCAGUCUGCAGGUGCGCUUCACUCCUCAGGCUCAGAAAGAGCUAGCAGACUUCCUUCCCACACACCUGUCAGGACCCUCUGAAAGUGACAGACCCAGGUUCAGGUUUCUCCGCAGUACAGAGGAGGCUGUUGCUGCCAUCAGAGGCGUGCUUUCUGCAGACCCGCGGUCCAUCCACAGGAGGACACGCUGCAGGGACAGGCUCUUCUACUUCAUCCUGGACUCAGCUGACAUCACCUGCUGGUUCGGAAAAGGCUUUGCUGAGGUGCUGCAGGUCCGACCUGUUGAGCAAAAUGUUGUCUCGGUGUGAGAAAUAAUUUGAUGAAAGCUUUGUGGCUCGAUAGACUAAAAAAACUGCGCUUACUUAGACAUUUCCGGUCAUUUCUCUACUGACAAAUAUGUAAGUGGUAAUAUCAUUGAGACCUUUUAAUCAGACACAUGAAAAGCCGGGAAACAUUCAGUUACAAAUGAGUUGAUUAAAUAAAAUAUUUUUGAAACAGAA